This is a messenger RNA of Erythranthe guttata (spotted monkey flower), 1673 nucleotides long. Its product is annotated as kelch repeat-containing protein At3g27220. NCBI's taxonomy places the organism in Eukaryota, Viridiplantae, Streptophyta, Magnoliopsida, Lamiales, Phrymaceae. Gene Ontology annotation, molecular function: protein binding. The record is from RefSeq and is a predicted model, not a curated record.
AAAAUAAAUAAAUAGACCUCUGCCUAGAAAACCAACAGAAACCAUUGGCGCCCACUUUAAUUUGUUUAUGUGUACCAUCCAUCAUGAUGAUGAUGAUGAUGAUAUAUGUAUACACAGAGGCCGAGAUUACAUUCCCUCUAGCAUUCAUUAGGUGUUCAAUUCAAUGGUUUUCUAAACAAAAUGGUAUCUUCUUCUUCUGCUGCAGCAGGAAAACACGGUUUCAAGAAAUCCACCCUCAUUUUAUCUCUUGUAGCCCUGCUUGGGAUCGCUUCAACGAUCGAUUUCCUCUGGGCUUCUUCUUCUUCUUCUUUCUCCUCAUAUUUAUCAAUUGCAUCCAACCACGUUUUUGUGGUUCCACAUGAGACGCAUAACACCCAAAUACUAAAGAUAGCAGAUGAUAAAGUAGGCAAGAAUCAUAAUCCUGAACGGGUAUUAUCAGCUACAUUUGCUGAUUUACCUGCUCCAGAAUUAGAAUGGGAGCAGAUGCCCUCAGCACCUGUACCUCGUUUGGAUGGUUCUGCAAUUCAGAUCAAGGAUCUUCUAUACGUGUUUUGCGGAUAUGGAACGCUUGACUAUGUGCACUCACAUGUGGAUAUAUACAAUUUUACGGAGAAUAGGUGGUGCGGAAGAUUUGAGACACCGAAAGAAAUGGGAAAUUCACAUUUGGGAGUGGCAACUGAUGGAACAAGAUAUGUAUAUAUUGUGUCUGGACAGCCAGGUCCUCAGUGCGGGGCUCCUACAUCUCGUUCGUUUGUGCUUGACAUUGAGACCAAAAAGUGGGACAGCCUUCCACCAUUACCAGCACCUAGGUAUGCUCCAGCAACUCAGAUUUGGAAAGGAAGACUCCAUGUAAUGGGUGGCAGCAAAGAGAAUCGGCAUACACCUGCAACAGAUCAUUGGAGUAUUGCUGUGAAGAAUGGUAAAGCAAUUGAGAAUCAAUGGCGGAAAGAAAUACCCAUACCACGUGGGGGACCGCACAGGGCUUGUAUUGCCGUUGAUGAUAAGCUUUUCGUUAUUGGUGGUCAAGAGGGUGAUUUUAUGGCAAAACCAGGAUCGCCUAUCUUUAAGUGCUCAAGGAGGCUUGAGGUGGUUUAUGGGGAUGUUUAUAUGAUGAUUGAGGGUGAAAUGAAGUGGAAGGUAUUGGCCCCUAUGCCAAAACCCGACUCCCAUAUAGAAUCCUCUUGGAUUGUAUGGAACAACUCCAUUGUUAUUAUGGGAGGCACUACUGAGAAGCACCCACUCACUAAAAGGAUGCUCUUAGUCGGAGAGAUCUUCCAAUUUCAUUUGGAUACACUGCAAUGGUCGGUGAUUGGAAAGCUCCCAUACCGUGUAAAAACAACAAUGGCCAGUUUCUGGGAUGGCUGGAUUUAUUUCACAUCAGGACAGAGAGAUAGAGGACCUGAUAAUCCACAGCCUAAAAAAGUCAUCGGUGAAUUGUGGAGGACCAAGUUGGGCUGAGCAGUGAUGAGUGAUGUCAUCUGUUUCCUCCUCCUACUCUCAUAAUAGGCUUUCUGCUUUUAUCUAGUUUAGUUUAGUUUAGUUUUCACAACAUGUUUGAUCAAUUGCACGUCAUUUUCAAUGAAUGAAAUGAUCAUGUAAAUAUUAUCAUUUUUGUAGUUGAAGCUUCACCACCACCUUACUCUGAUAAUGUUAUGUCCGAUGUUUUCUCAAUA